This is a messenger RNA of Diaporthe batatas, 5579 nucleotides long. RefSeq lists its product as uncharacterized. Gene Ontology annotation, molecular function: protein phosphatase regulator activity; protein phosphatase binding. The record is from RefSeq and is a predicted model, not a curated record. Bases 911 to 4822 code for a protein of 1303 amino acids. Lineage: Eukaryota; Fungi; Ascomycota; Sordariomycetes; Diaporthales; Diaporthaceae. Gene Ontology annotation, cellular component: cytosol; nucleus. The transcript is spliced from 4 exons.
UCCAAGCCCCCACAGAAGCAAGGCCUUUUUUACACUACUCCCUAGCCUAGGCCCCACUGGCGAGCUGCCCUGCCCUGACGUGCGUGGCAACCCACCUGCCCUGCUGCCCUGCCGCCCUCUCUCUCCUGACGGCCUGUAUGAGCCAUCGAGCACCUGGCCUGGGCAUUCGGGCAUUCUGGCGUCCACCUAGCCCAGCAGCACCUGUGGGCCCUGACUGCCAGCCCCUCGGCCGGUCUCGACCCUCGACUCGACUCGCCCACUGUCGGGCAAAGCUGGCAAUCUGUGUUUGUUGACUGACGUCCACCCGCCAUCGCAUUGUCCCAUCCGACUGAGACUUCUCCUUCAACAAUCCUGCAGUGCCUGUGACAGCUCUCUCACUGCAACUCGACACGACACGACUCACCCACCCCGUCCGUUUCCUCCUUUAUGGCUCUGUUUCUCUCCUCGGGUCUGUGCUUUUCGGUCUCUGGAACAGUCACGGCGCAUCCGCUCUGACGAGAUCACGACUGUUGGGGUCCAGGGGAGCUUUUCCAAGAGAUUUACAAUAGACUUCAUUGAGAUACCCCCUCGCGAUUGACCAUCACAGCUCGACCGCGACUGCAUGAUUUUGGGUGUAUUUUAGACUGCCGUGCCGAACACCGCCUUCCGAUCCCCCCUUCCAUUCCGAUCCCGCCUCCUCCCGGGACACCCUCCCCGGCAGCCUUCGACUACUGCUACAUCACACGACACAUCGCCAUCAUCCAUCGAGACCAUACCUCCUUGCCCUCGCCUGGCGCUGCACCUCGACCGCCGCGUGGCCAUCUGUAUGACCUCCGCGCAGCCUCAAUAUCUACCUCCCUACCACCUCUCCCCUGUCAGGCGUCAGGUCGCUGGCGUCGUCAAGUAGGGGGUUGUUGCCACCACCUCCAAGAUGUUUUGGAGGUUUGGCGGUUACGCCAACAUAUCCACAAUCGAUACCAUUCUCGACAAGAAUGACUUCACACUCGAGGAGCUUCUCGACGAGGGCGACCUGAUACAAGAGCUAAAGCAACACAAUGCGAAGCUUAUCGACUACCUGCGGGACGAGCCCGUCCUCGUCAGGCUGCUCGAAUACGUCGUCGCCCCGAGAUUAGAGCCAGUCGCGACUCCCGAUGCUGAAGAGGACCAAGAAAAAGAAGCCGAGCCCGAGACCGAAAAGGGUAAGGGCCGUGUUCUGCCCUUCUCUCGGCCGAGGGCGUCUUCUAGGGCGUCCGAGCCCGAGAGCAAGGAGGAGGAGAUGGAGAAGAAGCGCAAUAGGUAUGCGUACGUUGCAGCCGAAAUCCUGGCGUCCGACAACUGGUCAAUAUGCGAGGCCCUGCUUGCCAACAAGACCAUGUUGCGCGACUUCUGGGAGUUUCUGCGGCAUCCUAUCCCUCUCGACCCUCUACAGGCCAGCUACUUCACCAAGGUCAACGAGGCACUGUUUGAUAAGAAGACCGAGGAGAUGAUCGAGCUGCUCAAGUCUAUCGACAACGCCGUCCCGGACAUGCUCAGGCAUGUCGAUUGCCCCAUGAUCAUGGACUUGCUGCUGAAGAUCAUCAGCCUGGAGCGGACCGAGGCUGGCCAGGGAAUAGUCGAGUGGCUCUAUACCCAAGACGUCAUGCCUACCCUCCUCUCCUUCCUCGGUCCCGAGCACAGCUGGGCCACACAGACCUCAGCUGGUGAUUUUAUGAAAGCCAUCAUCACUGUAUCCGCGAAUGCCUCCCAAAACGAGCAGACAUGCAUCGGCCCGAACGAGCUUACUAGGCAGUUGGUGUCGAAGGAAUGCGUUGAAAAGCUAAUAUCCUACAUGCUGGGCGGAGGAAACGCCUUGACCGUCGGAGUGGGCAUUGUCAUCGAGGUCAUCCGUAAGAACAAUUCCGAUUAUGACCCCGACGUUGGUGCCGAGGCCAGCUCGUCGCCUUCAAGUCGAGACCCCAUCUACCUGGGCACCCUCCUGCGGCUGUUCGCCGAGCAUGUCCCCGACUUCGCGAACCUGAUCAUGAACGCCCCCGCACAGAAGGCCCGCCUUGAUUCCACCUUUGGCGACAAGAUUGAGCCGCUCGGCUUCGAUCGUUUCAAGACCUGCGAGCUCAUGGCCGAGCUCCUGCACUGCAGCAACAUGGGCCUGUUGAACGAGGUUGGUUCUGAGGAGCUCAUCGCUGCUAGGGACAGCGAGCGCCAGCGGCUGCGCGUGGAGGGCAAGCUCUCGGCUCUGCGUGGCGAGGACGCCCCAUCCUCGGCAGACGACCUCACUAUGCGCAUAUCACACUCCUCUCCUGUCGACGAGGGUCGCCGACUGGAGAUUACCAACAUUUCCGAGGACGAUGGCUUCGAGGAAGUCGCACACAGCAAGGAGAUGACCGAAGACACCUCAGACGAGUUUGUCAAGGCCGAGGAGGAUUUGCAGGCUGGCCAGGCAACCUCGUUCCUGGACAAGGAUGAGGACGACUUUGUCGACGAGCCGCUGAGUUCGCCACGGCUUCAGGUCAACGAUGCCAAGAUCGAGGAGCCGGAGUUCGAUGAUCCCGACUUGGUGGUGGCACCCUUGUCUCCCUCAAAACAGAAGGCUAGUGAGCUGAACGAGCUGCCCCCGUCUCCGUCCAAGGACGAGGGUGCUAAGGUCGAGGAACUGGUGGAAGACAUGCAAAAGUCCUUGCUGGAGGACAAGCCCAAGACCCCAGAGCCACAAGAGGCUGCACCGUCCGCGGACGGUAGCGGUGCUUCUACACCUGCGAUUGAUACCCCAGCAGCAUCAUCGGUAGCCGAUUCUGAGACGACAAAACCUGAAGCUCAAGAUCCCCAGCAGCCUGAAGCUGAGGCUCCAUCUUCUGAGCCACGGCCCGAGGGAGUCGAGACACCCGCACCACUGUUCUCUCAGCCGCAAAACGCCUCCGAUCAGGAUGCCGCUGACACAGAAGCCCCGAAGGAGGCCGAUGCGUCUGACGCUCCCAAGGAGGCAGAAGAGCCCCAGGAUGCAUCACAGGCUACCGAGGCCGACCAGUCGGAGCAGGCAGCUGGGGACGCAUCUAUACUUGUUGGCCAUGAGAUACAGCCCGAGGCUCAGGAUCUAAGUAACGUGCAGCCUGUCGUGGGCGAUUAUCUGAAGAUGCAAUUCGUUGAGUAUGGAAUCGUUCCUACGAUCCUGUCAUUCUUCUUCAAAUAUCCCUGGAACAACUUCCUCCACAACGUUGUUUAUGACAUCGUACAGCAAGUCUUUAACGGACCCAUGGACCGUGGCUUCAACCCCACGCUCGCAAUUUCCUUGUUCGAAUCUGCGGACAUCACGAGCCAGAUCAUCAACGGCCAGCAAGCCAGUGAGCAGUCCCAGCAGCAGAACAGGACCCGCAUGGGCUACAUGGGUCACCUCACCCUCAUCGCCGAGGAGGUUGUUAAGUUCACCGAGCGUCACCCGCCUGAGCUCCUCAGCGAGACGGUGCUGCAGAAGGUCAUGGACCAGGAGUGGAUCAACUAUGUCGAGGGUGCCCUCGCAGAGACGCGCGAGCGUGACAACGCAAUCCUGGGAGGUGUCCGGCCCGAGGUGGCCAUGAGCAAUAGACAAGCUGGUGGUCUUUCAGCGGUCGGUCUAUCCAGUCUUGGCGCCGCGUUCGGCAGCUCACAAGGCGGUAGCUCGAACGCCCUGGCUGAUGCGGGCCUUAACGGCGGCCUGAACGACGGGGGUGACAAUGGUGGUGGCAACGGGAUCGGGCCUUUUGCCAUCUCAUCGGGCACGUUGAUGUCUGGGUUUGGUAGUAGUUCUGAUGAGGACGAGGACGAGGAGGCUGAGAACGAGGAGGAUGUGAAUAAUGAGUUCCGCGCCUACACCGACCCCCUCAACUCCUCAAGCCAGUCUGCAUCCAACAGCUUGAACCCACCAUCAAUCCCGCCUCCGCCACCUCCCCCGCCACCGCUGAACAUCCCCCCUUCCCGUGCCCGCAUGGCCUUUGCGGCCCGGCUUGCCUCGAAGCGCAAGGAAGCAGAGGAGGCGGGUGAGGAUGGGGAGGCCAGCGAGGAUAAAGGCCUGAGUUCAUUGCUCCAGCAGGGCAAGGAGAAGGGGGCCGAUGAGCAGCUGCAGAACCCUUUCGCGGAUGACGAGGACGAUGAGGACCAAAGCGACGACGAGGAUGAGGAUGACGAAGGCGACCUCGGGCGGGGCGAGGGCGGCGGAGGACAGGGCAGCAGCUGGAACCGAGGGGGGUGGUGGCGCGGAGCUCUGACCAACAGGCCAGGCAAGACGACCAAGGAGACAUUUGGUGACGGCAGAGACUCGAGCGACUCGGAAGGCGAGGCCGAGGGACAGGCCGGCGACGGCGGCAACAGCAGCGACGAAGAGUUUGGCGACUUCGCGAUGCCUGAGACGUCGGGAACCACCGGGGAGGCGGGCGGAGCGGCGUCAGGCUUCGACGCGGAGCGGGAAAAGGUUCUUGUCAAGCCGACGGCUGUGCAUCCGCCCGGCGGCGGGGGCGGCACCGGGAACAAGGGCAACUUCCUGGGGCUCUGGCCUUUUGCCAAGAAGGACAAGGACAGCAGCAGCCCUACCAAGGACGAAGCCGGAGCCGAGGGCGAGAAGGCAGCCGAUGGCGCGGCGACGGGCGAGAAGCCCGCCGAGGCACAAGCAGCCGACGAGGCGGCCAAGGAAGACGCGGAGAAGUGUGCGGCCGGCACGGAGAAGGACGGCGCCGGACAAGAAGACGACAAGGACAAGGCCAAGGCCGAGCCGCCGGUGGUGCUGAGCGAGGACGGCGAGAAGGUGCAGCCCGCCAUCGAGGCCAAGCGGCGCACGAGCAUCGAGGAGCCUGACGAGGGGGACGAGGUCGUUGUGUAGGACGCAAGACCACCCAUAGGGGCGGACUGGUGCUUCUUGGAGAGACCCGCGGGACGGUGAAGGGGUCCCGGACCAGCCACCACCACCACCAGCAGCGCCGCUCCUACCGACCCUUUUCAGGGGGCCAAGCCGUCGUCUCACCCCCGGCGGCGCAGCGCCAGUCACAUAGAGGUGUACCGCGCACGGCUCGAACAGAACAAGAUCCCACGCGCCUAUGAGAGAGAGAGACGCGAGACGUGGGAAAGCUGGGGGGAGGGAGGGCUUCGGGCGAGUAUCUGUAUGUGUUGCUGUUGCUGUUGUCGUUGUAACGCACCGUGUAUAAUGGAGAAAGCUACUUCGGGAGUUCCUGGGGUCUUGCCGGGGUUUUGCCGGGUUUCUGUGUUUUACUUUUUGGUUAGAAAGGAGAGGUUUUUACCACGACGCGAUGAUGACACACACGGCCGACCCAUCGGCCGGUGCUUGUGUGUUGGUUGCAUGCAGGUUUUAUACUGUAGUAGUUGUUGUCCGGGCCCCCGUCGGCGCCGUUGGGGGGGGGGGGGACCUGGCUGGCUAGCCUGUCCGUCUGUCUCCCUUGUGUUUUUUUUUCUUCUUCUUGAGAAUUGUAUUAUAUGUGUUCUUUUUACGCCGCUGUUGCUCUGUGGUAGUGGUGCCUUUUUUGAGGGUUGUUUGUUGGGUCGUGCAUGGGUAGAUACUCUCCAACAGUACUUGGCAGCUGCAGCAGCAACAGCAAUCAACUGUCGAGCACAUCAAAGAUGCG